Messenger RNA from Fundulus heteroclitus (mummichog), 2232 nucleotides. It is a transcript of the gene poll, whose product is annotated as polymerase (DNA directed), lambda. Gene Ontology annotation, biological process: double-strand break repair via nonhomologous end joining. Gene Ontology annotation, cellular component: nucleus. NCBI's taxonomy places the organism in Eukaryota, Metazoa, Chordata, Actinopteri, Cyprinodontiformes, Fundulidae. Gene Ontology annotation, molecular function: DNA-directed DNA polymerase activity; DNA binding. The record is from RefSeq and is a predicted model, not a curated record. The transcript is spliced from 9 exons. The coding region runs from base 208 to 1908 and encodes 566 amino acids.
GAUUUUGAAAGUGGGAGAUUUAACUUGUUUUGGACUUAACUGUAAUCUUUAUAUUGGUAAACUUUGUCUCAAAAGCGUAACGGUGUUAUUAAACACGUGUAUUAUGUGUUUAACUUAAUUAAAGUAGCUUGCUAGCACAACUCAAUUUAUGGAUAUUUGAUCUAAGCAGCAAUCACUGGCCCGUGGCUCCUCGCUCCGACAGCCAGGAUGGAGCCUCGUCACGGGAUCAUGAAAGCCUUCCCCAAAGUCAAACGGGCUAAAGUGCUGAAGGGGAAGGAUGAGCCUCCACUAAAGAAGAAAGCAGAUGCACAUGAUGUCACAGGAACCAUCUUUAAUGGAGUCACCGUGUACCUGCUGCCUGCUGGAAUCGGAAACGCCAGAUGCCAGAUCUUCCACAGGCAAAUCGAACAGAAUGGAGGCCAGAUCCAGAGUUCAUUGUCCCCCUGUGUCACUCACGUCGUCGUUGACGACACCAUGGACAGCGACAGGGCUCUGCGCCUGCUGAAAGUGGACCGUCUGCCCUCUGAUGUCCAUCUGGUGAAAUGCUCAUGGCUAAGCUCGUGUAUCGGCGAGAAGAGGCUCCUGGAUGAAGAGAACUAUAGCCUUCUCUUACCCAAAAGGGAUUCUGAGUCAAAGCGUGAAAGUACACAAAAACAAUCAGAAAUUAUUGAACAGCCUGCUGAGACGAGCGCAGAGCCAGAAAGCCAUUUAACCACAGACACAACAAUCCCAGAGGCCAAAGAAGAGGCUCCCAGAGAAGAAGACGGCGUUUCUCAGAGCGACCUGGAAGCUCUGCUCACCGGUCGGCACCCUAAGGAGGAGAAGGCAUUUAUCUCCGGUCCAGAUGCUGCUGCUGCUGAUGAUGAUGACGGUGGUCAGAAACUCACUUUAGGAAAGUGGGUCUGUGCUCAGUCUUCUCAGUCCAAAGGUAAUAACUUCAACAAGCACAUCACAGACAAGCUGGAAGUGCUGGCCAAGGCCUACACGCAUCAGGGAGACAAGUGGAGAGCACUGGGCUACUCCAAGGCUAUCAACGCGCUGAAGAGCUACCACAAGCCCGUGACAUCAUAUCAGGAAGCUUGUCAGAUCCCAGGAAUAGGAAAACGCAUGGCGGACAAAAUAGAAGAAAUAAUGGAGAGCGGCCACCUGAGGAAGCUCGAUCACAUCGGCGAGGCCGUGCCUGUCUUGGAGCUUUUCACCAACAUCUGGGGAGCUGGAGCGAAGACGGCACAACUUUGGUACCAACAGGGCUUUCGCACUCUGGAGGACAUCCGAACCAAAGCCCACCUGAGCAGCACUCAGAAAAUAGGACUGAAACACUACGACGACCUUCUAGACCGAAUGCCCAGAGAAGAGGCGGCGGCGAUAGAGAAAGUGGUGAGGGAUGCUGCACAUGCCGUUGACGCAAACCUCGUUGCCAUGGCGUGUGGCUCCUACCGGCGUGGGAAGGCCACCUGUGGCGAUGUGGAUGUGCUCAUCUCUCACCCCGACGGCAAGUCCCACAAGGGGGUUUUCAGCAAAGUGUUGCAGAUUCUCCACGACAGUGGGUUUCUAACGGACGACCUGGUGAGCCACGAGGAGAACGGAGAGCAGAAGAAAUACAUGGGGGUGUGCCGUUUGCCCGGGCCCGGACGACGGCACCGCAGGCUGGACGUCAUCGUGGUGCCUUACGACGAAUACGCCUGCUCGCUCAUGUAUUUCACAGGCUCCGCCCACUUCAACCGCUCAAUGAGAGCGCUGGCAAAGACGAAAAACAUGAGCUUGUCAGAGCACUCCCUGAACAAAGACGUGGUGCGUCAAGGCAGCCUGAAGGUGCACGGCGGCACCCCGCUUCCCACGCUGACAGAGAAGGAUGUUUUUAGUCUUUUAGGGAUACCGUACAGACCGCCUCAAGAACGGGACUGGUGAUGAGCUUGCACACAAGUAGGCGGGCAUUUACGAAAAUGAAUAUCUCCCCCACACCGUUUUUAAACAUACCGUACACACAGGAUUGUUUUUAGAAAAGUUUUCCUCCACACAAACCCGUGUAAAUUCACCACUGACCAUUGUCUAAAACAUGCUAGAUGCAUAGGGGGAAGGCUUUCUUAUGGAAACACAGAAACUGCUAUGUUUUUAAAGAGUGCUGGAGCAGCAAUUAUGCAAGAAUAACCACGGUUAAUCACUGAAAAAAGCAUGUAAGUGCCAUGUUUUACUUGCUAAUUUAUUGAAAUAAAAAAACCUGAUUAAGAGUAA